ACAAAAGAAUUUUUACAAGAAUGAUUAUUACAAUUUCAAACAAUAACAGAUAUUGAGUCGUACUACAUAUGAAAACCUUGUACUUCCUUAAUGUCGUAACGUAGACCGAAAAUCAAACAACAGCCCAUCAUUUUCGUAUUGAGCUAGGCCCAAAAGCCCAUGCCCAGCCCAAACUAGCUAGAUAUUAAAUAGUAAGAGAAAAACCCUAAUUCUAACAUUUUUAAGCAUCUCCAAAACAACAGCCAAUUACUCUUCAGUCUCAGCCGAUCUUAAACCAUGGGUCGCGUUCGCACAAAGACGGUGAAGAAAUCGUCCCGUCAGGUAAUCGAGCGGUACUAUUCUCGAAUGACCCUCGAUUUUCACACCAACAAAAAGAUUAUCGAAGAAGUAGCUAUAAUCCCAUCCAAGAGGCUCCGUAACAAGAUUGCCGGUUUCUCGACCCAUCUUAUGAAACGUAUCCAGAAAGGACCAGUUCGCGGGAUUUCUCUUAAGCUUCAAGAAGAAGAGCGCGAGCGUCGCAUGGAUUUUGUCCCCGAUGAAUCGGCCAUCAAGGUCGACCAAAUCGAAGUUGAUAAGGAAACACUUGAUAUGCUUUCGGUUCUUGGAAUGGGUGAUAUUCCCGGCCUUGUUAAGGUUGACCCGGUUGCUGUUUCGGUUCCUCAAGUUGGGUUCGGUCGCGGUGGUGGACCCGGGAGGAGGUUUUGAGUGGUGGGUCUACAUGGAUUUCAUGGGUUUUUUUUUUUAAGCUUCUAUGUUUUUUUGUUCUGUUUUGGGGUAAUUUCUAAUUUUGUGUUUUUUAUGGAACAAUACUAGUUAAGUGGAACUGAAAUUUUAUCAAGUGUGAUGUGUACUUUAUUUUUGAAGAAAUCUGAAAUGGGUAAUUUUAGUUUCUGGUA
This is a messenger RNA of Gossypium arboreum, 896 nucleotides long. Its product is annotated as 40S ribosomal protein S17-like. The record is from RefSeq and is a predicted model, not a curated record. Gene Ontology annotation, cellular component: ribosome. Gene Ontology annotation, biological process: translation. Gene Ontology annotation, molecular function: structural constituent of ribosome. The coding region runs from base 277 to 705 and encodes 142 amino acids. The transcript has a single exon. Lineage: Eukaryota; Viridiplantae; Streptophyta; Magnoliopsida; Malvales; Malvaceae.